AUGAGCGCCAUCACAGCUCCCCUUUAUGGACUCGGGGCCGCCGCUACCUCGAACCUGGCGGUCUUCCUGCCUGCCCUCAUGGCGGCCAUAGCCUACUUCCAGUACGAGCAACUAGAUCCGGAAAGCAGGCCCGUCGACGUACCGUCAGACGAGCUUCUGGACAGAUACGAUUUCAUAGUGGUUGGAGCGGGAUCUGCUGAAACGCGCGCCAUCCAGGAGAAGAGAGCCUUAGCGGGGUUAGGGCGCACUGCACCACCGGACAAAAACGACCCAGCUCUUGGGAAAGAAAUGAACGAACCUAGCACUGAAAAAGGAGAUGUCUUUACACCGUUAGGAAAGGAGGAGGCAGUAUGA
This is a messenger RNA of Phaedon cochleariae (mustard beetle), 354 nucleotides long. The record is from the annotation of a GenBank genome assembly. Lineage: Eukaryota; Metazoa; Arthropoda; Insecta; Coleoptera; Chrysomelidae.